Rosa rugosa (rugosa rose) is the source of this 762-nucleotide messenger RNA. Its product is annotated as zinc finger BED domain-containing protein RICESLEEPER 2-like. Lineage: Eukaryota; Viridiplantae; Streptophyta; Magnoliopsida; Rosales; Rosaceae. The transcript has 3 exons. The record is from RefSeq and is a predicted model, not a curated record. Gene Ontology annotation, molecular function: protein dimerization activity; DNA binding. The coding region runs from base 1 to 762 and encodes 253 amino acids.
AUGGUAGAUAUCUGCAUGUGCAGCAUGUUGGAGAAACUUUCUAUGAGGUCACUCUUAUUUUCUGGAACCAAGUAUCCUACUUCAAAAUUGUUUUUUUUUCCCAAGGUAUUUGUUAUCCAGCACAGCAUUCAACAAGCCAUGAGACAUCAAGAUGGCUUCAUGAGACAAAUGGGAUUAGAGAUGAAUAUGAAGUUUGAAAAAUAUUGGUCGGAUUACAGCUUGAUCCUUGGAAUUGCAAUUGUGAUGGAUCCUCGGUACAAAAUGGAAUUUGUAGAGUGGGCCUAUAGCAAGCUCUAUGGUGUGAACUCUGAGCAAUUGAAGCAAUUCACUGAUACUUUGUUUUCUCUAUUUGAUGUAUAUGUGGAGAAGUGGUCUAAUCCCGUUAAUUCAAGUGGUUUCAUGAGUGAGAGUUGUUCUCAAAUUGAAGGUGAAGACACCAUUUUGGAGGAAUUUGAUGCUAACUACAAGAAUGGUUCAACUUCGAGUAUGAAUAAUGAAUUUCACAAGUAUCUUGAUGAAGAAAGGUUGGAAAGAAAGAAAGAGUUGGAUGUUCUUUCUUGGUGGAAAAUGGAACAAUUUCGGUAUCCUAUACUUUUUCAUAUGGCUUGUGAUGUGCUAACGAUUCAUAUUUCUACGGUUGCAUCUGAAUCCGCGUUUAGUACUGCUGGUAGAGUAUUAGAUCAAUACCGUAGCUCAUUAUUGCCUGAUACUGUUCAAGCAUUGCUAUGUACUCGAGAUUGGAUUUUCGGUAAAAAAGACUAA